Hydra vulgaris (swiftwater hydra) is the source of this 1800-nucleotide messenger RNA. RefSeq names its product galactosylceramide sulfotransferase. The record is from RefSeq and is a predicted model, not a curated record. Gene Ontology annotation, cellular component: membrane. NCBI's taxonomy places the organism in Eukaryota, Metazoa, Cnidaria, Hydrozoa, Anthoathecata, Hydridae. Gene Ontology annotation, molecular function: galactosylceramide sulfotransferase activity. Gene Ontology annotation, biological process: glycolipid biosynthetic process.
UUAAAAACAUGCUGAUGCUGCGCGAUGUUUGAGGUAUAAAAUGUUUUUAAAUUUUUUAAAAGCAAAAGAUCGUAAAUUUUAAUUUUUAUAAAUGCGGUGCCGGUGUAUUAAUAGAUUUACAACAUUAGAAUGUGUUACUAUUUUCGCAACUUCAGUCGUGAUUUUAAUUUGCUUUGCAGUUAUUAACAAAACAUUUUUGAAAGAUGUCAUCUUUGCCGAAAACCGAUAUGAUUUUAUAGAGGAAUAUGAAACAGGUUUCGAAUCUACUGCUUCAAAACUACUUUCACUGGAUAAAACUGGUUAUUUGUUUGCUCAAGAACAAGCUCGCUUUAAUAAUGGUAAAUUAAAGAAAUCUGUUAGGGAAAAUAAAAAAAUCCUUCCAGAACUAGAAAAUGAAACACACUAUACUUUUAUUGACAACUCUAUAAUUGAACACAAUCCAAAUAUUGAUGAUAAUUUACCACCUGAUUCUUACAAAUGGUACUUAAAAGAUCAAAAAUAUUCUGUUGACUGUAAUUUGCAGUUGCCUAAGAAAUGGCUUGUUUACCUUCGUUCUCAUCGAACUGGUAGUCAAACUCUAAGUAAUAUUUUUUAUCGUUAUGGAGAACUUAACAAUUUGUAUUUUGCGUUGCCAAAUGCUCCUACAUUUAAACAUUAUUGGCCACUUCGGUUUCAUCACUCACAUGUUGACAAAAGUUUAAUAAAUAAAGUUGCUCCAAAUUUUCUUAUUGAUGUUGCCCGAACACAAGUUUCAAGAAUAAAGUCCUUUGUUUCAAGGGAAACUGUUUUUAUUGGAGUUGUCAGGAACCCAAUAGAUCAUUUCCAAUCUCUUUAUGAUUACAUGGAUAUUUCUUAUUUUAUGGCUCUUAUUUCAAAUGGCACUGAUUUAUUUAGUGAAUUUGCAAGUAACCCUUUAGAGAAGACAUCUCAGUUUGUAAACAAAACAAAAAAAUAUGAGCCGAUAUUUGAUUUGAUCAAGAAUCCUCAGCUUUAUGACUUGGGUUUUGAAAAAAAGGAUUACAAAACCAAACUUGAUUUAAAGUUCCUUAUUCGAGAGAUAGAUGAACAAUUUGACUUUGUUUUGGUCAACGAAUAUAUGGAUGAGUCACUGGUGUUGUUGCAGAGAAAGUUGUGCUGGCAACUUUCUGAUGUCAUCUAUUUGAAGCAACGCGUUCGCAAAAAUAGGCAACCUAUCUCUGAAAAAACAAAGAAAGAUAUUUUGCGCUGGAAUCAAGAGGAUGAGUUUCUAUACAACUAUUUUAAUGAAAGUCUAUGGGAGACACUUUUUAAACAAGAUAAAACAUUUUGGGAUGAUGUCAAAAAAUUAAAAAGCCUAUCUGCUCAUCUCAAUAAUAAAUGUGUAGAAAGUGAGGAUAAAACUGUUUCACUUUCAAAAAAAGAAGGCGUCUGGAAAAGAGAUACCUUUUACAGCGGGAAAGAAAGUAAUUCUGAUAAGGUUUUUAUUCCGCGCAAGCAUAUCUCAAAAGAAGUAUUAUGGAUUUGUGAAAGAGCGUUACUUAACGAAAUAGAAUAUAUUAGCUUAUUAAAAACUAAACAGCGUCAAUUAAUACUAAAAGAAAAUGCUGAACUUUGGGGAAAGAGUUACUUUGUUGAUAAUAAUGAAAAUAAGCAUUUUGAUUACCCUAUUAAAAAUAAACGAUUUUUAGUCGAAAAUAAAAAAAUUGAAAAUGACGAAGCAUUAACGGUCAAAGAAGAGACUGACGAAGAAAACACAGAAGUUUUACUUUAAAUUUAGUGGGGUUUAGAUAGUGUUACAUUAAAAAUUACAUAAACAUCAAA